UAGGCAAUUGAACCGUUCCAACUUCAAAUGAAGAGCUGAUUUUGGCGUUUUACACAUUAACCUUUUUAACAUGUCGUCAGAAUGUGACGAAGUUCAAUUUUUGCGUUGAAGGUGUCUUUAAGAAUCGAAGAGACCGUGGUGAAUACAUCUCAGCUGAGGAGGCCGCUGAAGGAGCCAUGUUGAGCGGCUGGCUGAGUAUGUUGUGUUAAGUUUUGCGAUUUUCUAGAUAUUACUCAUUUCCUAUUUAUUUGGAUUAUUUUAACAAAUGUUUAAAUCGUGGUAUGUGCGCUGUACUAGACAAGACUGUCUGUAUAGGCAAUCAGUUGACUCUCGUUGAAGGUCUUCUAGGUACUUCAUAGUAUUAUCGCUGAAAUUGGAGCUGGCGAGCCCGUCCAAAGCUCAUCAUGGAUACAGCUAAGGAUGAAGAUCGGAAGAGGCGACUGAGGACUUUGGAAGAAAAAAUUCAGGAUCCAAGGAGUGUCACAAAUGUUGACUGUCUUUUAGAUACUGUUCAAGCUUUGGUGGCUGACUGUGAUCAUCCCUCUGUAAAACGUAUGAAAAACAUAGAAGCAUACAUGAAUAGAUAUGACCAUGUAGCAUCUGAUAUAUGCAAUCUGAGAAUGAAGACUGAUGACUUCACAUUAAUCAAAGUUAUUGGCCGUGGAGCAUUUGGAGAGGUUCAACUGGUCAGACACAAAUUUACUCAGAAAGUGUUUGCAAUGAAGCUGCUCAGCAAAUUUGAAAUGAUUAAACGUUCAGACUCUGCAUUUUUUUGGGAAGAAAGAGACAUAAUGGCUCAUGCUAAUUCAGAAUGGAUUGUUCAACUCCAUUUUGCUUUUCAGGAUCAGAAAUAUCUUUACAUGGUCAUGGAUUACAUGCCAGGUGGUGAUUUAGUUAAUCUUAUGUCUAAUUAUGUUGUGCCAGAAAAAUGGGCAAAGUUUUAUUGUGCUGAAGUUGUGUUGGCGCUGGACGCAAUACAUUCAAUGGGUUUUGUACACAGAGAUGUGAAACCAGACAACAUGCUGCUGGACAGACAUGGACAUUUAAAACUGGCUGAUUUCGGAACCUGUAUGAAGAUGGACACGGAUGGUCUUGUACGGUCUGAUACUGCUGUAGGCACACCUGACUACAUAUCACCAGAAGUUUUGCAAUCGCAAGGGGGUGAAGGUGUCUAUGGGCGAGAAUGUGAUUGGUGGUCUGUUGGUGUUUUCCUGUAUGAAAUGUUAGUGGGAGACACACCAUUCUACGCAGAUAGCCUUGUUGGGACGUAUUCGAAAAUCAUGGACCACAGCAACUCUUUGCAUUUCCCCAACGACACUGAAAUAUCUCACCAGGCCAAAUCUCUUAUUUAUGGUUUUCUUACCGACAGAACCAAACGCCUUGGUAGAAAUGGUGUGGAGGAAAUAAAGUCACACCCAUUUUUCAGAAACGAUCAAUGGACAUUUGAUAACCUUCGUGAAUGUGUCCCACCUGUUGUACCAGAACUAUCUGGCGAUGAUGAUACAAGCAAUUUCGAUGAAGUUGAUAAGGAUGAAACUCCUGAAGAAAACUUUACUACCCCAAAGGCAUUCGCUGGCAACCACCUGCCUUUUGUUGGGUUUACCUACUCAAGAGACUACCAAUUAUUAGGAGGGAGGAAUACUGAUUCACCUGAUGCUUGCUCUGGGAACCAUGUUGGAGGAGGUGAAACACCACUUCAUACUAAGCAAUUGGAAGCUGACCUUGAAACAGAAAGAAGACUAGUUGAGGGACUUGAAGCAAAGCAACGAACUCUGGUGUCCAGGCUAGAUUCUGUUACAAAACGAGAAACAGAAUUGAGAGAGGAGGCCAAUGCUUUAGAAAAGAAACUCACAAUCUUAAAGCAUGACCUCAAGGAGAGUCAGAGAAAGGCAGACGGUGAAAAUGAGGCCAGAAGGAAAGCAGAAUCACUUCUGCAUGAUAUGAAACGUAAAUUAGACGAAGAGACCAACAAGCGCACUAGAGAGAUGAACAACAAUCAGCAAACUAGUGAUAAAAUUGCAUCCUUAGAAAAGCAAGUGGCUGACAUGCAAGAAAAAAUUAAAACUGAAUCAGAGACAUCUGCUAGGCUUCGAAAGCAAGCAGCAGAACUAACUGUUGCUCAAUCAGCCAGUGAGCAAAUGCAAGCUGAAUUGAAAGCAAUGUUACUGCUCCUUCAAAACCAGCGAGACUCCCUUCAACAAGAAGUAGCAUCUCUUCAAGGGCAGCUUAGUCAAGAGCGUAGUGAGAGAACUCAAGCUUCAGAUUUACACAAUGAAUUAGAAGUCCGACUUCAAUCAGUUCUUGGAGAGAUGGAGAGAUGUGCCCAGCGUGAAAACAAGGUCACUGAAGACAAUCGUCAACUCAGUGAGAGAGUAUCAUCCCUAGAAAAAGAAUGUGCAUCCUUAGGUCUAGAGCUCAAAGCUGCUCAAAAUAGAUAUCAGCAAGAAGUGCGAAGUCAUCAAGAAACAGAGCGACGAGGACUUGUUUCAAAUGAAGAGGCCAAUCUUGCUGUUGUGAAAGCUCUUCAAACUAAGUUAAAUGAAGAAAAGAGUGCUAGACAGAAGGCUGAUAUGAUGUGUCAGGAAAAGGAGAGGCAGAUGUCAAUGUUAUCAGUAGACUAUCGUCAAAUUCAGCAGCGAUUGCAGAAAUUAGAGGGUGAACAAAGGCAAGAAGUAGAAAAGGUUAAAACACUGCACAUUCAAGUAGAACAAGAGCAACAAAAGAAAAAUGCCCUCCAGAGUGAAGUCAACCAGCAGGCUUCUUCUCUGGGUGCUCUUAAAGCUCGCCAUGAUCAACUUAGUGGUGAAGUAACUACUUUACGAGAAGGAAAACGAAUUGCCGAGGAAGACUUGCAUAGGCUGAAAACUCAACGAUCUGUUGACGAAUUACAACGCAAAGAACUUCAAGAUCAGUUAGAAGCAGAGCAAUACUUUUCUACGUUGUACAGAACUCAAGCUGCAGAACUCCGGGAGGAUUUAGAAGAACGCCAGAGAACAUUAAUUGAAUUGGAAGAAGAACGAGGUUCUCUUACGCACCAACUACAACUAGCUCUUGCAAGAGCUGACUCAGAAGCACUUGCUCGGUCUAUAGCCGAAGAGACGGUAGCUGAUUUGGAGAAAGACAAAACUAUGAAAGAGCUUGAACUAAAAGAUUUGUUAGCGAAGCAUCGGUCAGAGCUUUGUGCUAGAGAAUCUAAUUUGAACUCGAUAAAGGAAAGAGAACAAGAUUAUAAGAAGUCAAUUGAGCAACUUGUUAAGGAGAAGGAUGAAAUGAGUCUCCAAAUGAAACUUAUCCAAGAAGAGGUUAAGAAGGCAUCCAACGUCCAAGAAGAGAUGGAACGACUCCGAAAGCAAUUAAAACAAGAACAAUUACUUAAGGAGCAAGCUGUUCACAAACUUGCUGAGAUUAUGAACCGCAAAGAUAUUAAUCAAACAACAAAGGGUAAAGGUAGUAAGGUAUCAUCAGCUGAUUUGAGAAGAAAAGAAAAAGAGUGCCGUAAACUACAACAAGAACUGACUCAGGAAAGGGAGAAGUACUCUCAGUCUGUUACCAAAUAUCAGAAAGAAUUGCAGGAAAUGCAAUCCAACCUAGUCGAAGAAGGUCAAUCCAGAGUGCGCCUUCAGAUGGAGCUUGACUCCAAAGACUCUGAAAUUGAACAGUUGCAAGGGAAGUUGGCUUGUGUGUCCAGUGAAACAGCCUCGUUAUCUAGUGCUGAUAAUGAUACAGAUGAUCUAAGCCCAGAAUCUCGCCUAGAAGGUUGGUUGUCUGUACCUAACAAACAGAAUAUAAGAAGACAUGGGUGGAAAAAACAAUAUGUUGUUGUAUCUUCAAAGAAAAUUAUAUUCUACAACUCUGAAAGUGAUAAACAAAAUACUGACCCUAUUCUCAUUCUUGAUCUUAAUAAAGUUUUUCAUGUGAGAUCUGUGACUCAUGGUGAUGUCAUUAGAGCUGAUCCUAAGGAUAUUCCACGUAUAUUUCAGCUUUUAUAUGCUGGUGAAGGUGAAGCUCGUAGACCUGAUGAAGGUAGUAUGACUCAACUUGAACUUCCUCCGCUGAGGGAUGAUAAACCUGGUACUAUUCAACUGAAAGGUCAUGAAUUUUUGCAAAUAUCCUAUCACAUGCCCACUAAUUGUGAAGUCUGCACAAAGCCAUUGUGGCACAUGUUUAGACCCCCACCUGCAUUAGAGUGUCGACGGUGUCGUGUCAAAGUGCACAAGGAGCAUUUUGAUCGGAAAGAAGAAGCAAUUGCACCAUGCAAAUUGCAUUAUGAUCCGAAUUCGGCCAAGGAAUUGUUAGUCCUUGCUGUGAGUGCCGAUGAUCAGAAACUAUGGGUGCAACGUCUCUCCAAGAAGAUUCAAAAGUGUGGUUAUAAAGCAAAUACAUUAGGUAGUGGGACACUUGAUGGAUCUAAAGUGUCACCUAGGGAAUCUGUUAGAUCAAAUCCUAAGCAAUAUGCAAGUCUUCAGCAGCGGUCUGCUACUCUCCCUGCCAAUUCAACAAUGAGCAAGUGAUUGCUGUGAUAUUUCCAGCAUUUACGCAGCAAAUUCAGUUUGAUGUCACCUUUUAAUUUUGUCUAAAGAAAAUGGAUUUUAUUGCUACAUUUUAGCAUUUUAAUGAUUUUAUAAAGUUACUGUUUUCAAAAUUUCACCUUGGUGUGAACAAACAUAUUUUAAAUGUAAAUUUAGUGCCUUGAAGAGCAUUUUGUCUGUGUUAUUUCAGUCAACCAUAUCUUUAAUCAAGAAAGACUUCUGUGUCUUUAGCUUGGCUUUACCUAUCAAUGUGGGGUUCUUAAUUGACAUGGUGUGUGACCUUUCUUAUUUGUGCCAAGCAAGGUAAGCUCUAUUCUUAAGACUUUGUUGAUCAGUACUCAUGCCAUCCGUCCACUUAUGUUUGUAUGAGACUGAUAUGUGUACGCACCUUACUGGAGCCACUAUUUCCCGUGACUGAUUGACCUCAAAUGCUUAUUUUCAUAUUAAUGCAUACAACACAAAAAUGCAUGUCUUGUUAUUGUACCCAACCUGGUACUACAUAAUGCCCUUUGUGUGUACCCUAAGGUUAAAUGUUACAUAGUGUGCAUCCUUCUGUGAUUUUCAAAUGAAAAAAUUGUGUCCACCUUCUUAAAUAUUGCUCCAGUAAUUAUGUGCUCAUGGUUUUUACUGUCUGCUCUCUUUUUAAGUUCUUUUAUGUACUUUAAAAGUAUGUGAUAUUGUGGGUUUCUUUCAAGUAAAUUUAAUGAGUAAAUUGAUGUUCUUUUUUUUCACUCCUGAUUUUUAGGAUGGGAAUGUAUUUGAAACAUUUUCAAAAGUUGUACUUUAAUUACAGUCCAUCAUUAGUAUAUGGAGUUAACCUUGCCCCAAAUGAAGGUUUGGCCAUGAAGACUGCCCAUAUGAUAAUAGCCUCUAGAUUUUUCAAAAUUGUGAAGAGGAUCUCUCCUUUCAAGCUCUUUUUGCUGCGCAUUGUUGGAGCACAAUAUCUUGUUACGUAUGACAAACAGGAUGAAAGUUCAUCUGUAUGCCAAACUUCAUUUUUUAGAGUUUGUUAUUCUUGUUUUGGUCUGUAUUUUUUUUUUUAAUUUAUUCAGUUGCAUUGCUAAGCCAACUUUAUUGUAAAUAUUUUUUUUUUAAAUCUGAAGUAAGCUGUGAUUACUGUAGCAGACUAAAGUCCCUGUAAAUUCCACAGUAAUAUCUGCUGGAUUGACACCCUGGGUGGACACUUGGUACUAUUCCAUUUGCUAGAAGUAUAAAUAAGUAUGUAUGUUAGUACAAAUAAAAAUAAUUGUUUACCAUUGAGACGUGGCAUCUAGCAAAACCAAAGUGUUGUCAUAUUAAGGAAGAAACCAACUGACGUGUAUUCUGCAUCAAACAUGCUCUGAGUGCAAGCCUUUGCUGCAAUACAUUCCUUACGCAUUGUACAUUGUGUCCUCACUCAGUAACACUCAUCUGCCAAUUUAGUUCUUUAAAUUUAAAUUUUAAAACCUGUCUUUCUUGCAGUGAUUGUACUAAACUAUUAUUUAUCAACAUUCCUCACAAGGCAACUCCAAAUUAAUGUGAAUCAAAAAGAGUUUAAAUUAGAUAAGUUUGAAGGCACCUGCACAUUAAUUAUGGACUGAGAGACAAUCAAUGUAACAAGCGAAUGAGGCAAGGCAAGCCUCACUUGUAUAUACUGCAGUAUACACUUCUUUGUUGAAGCACAUCCAUGAGUUUUGAGAUUAAAAUGUUCCCAGUCUAAAAUCAAUUGAUCUUUUGUUCGAAUUUAUUUUUAAAGUAUCAAUCUUAAGAGGAUGCUGUGUCUAAAUUGUUUUCUGUAAUUUGAUAUGGUUCUACACUUAAACUGCAUUUUGUUAUAGCUAGGAAUCAAUUGCUGCAAUUUCAUAUGGGAGCUAGAGCAAAAGAAUGUAUUUUUGGUACUUAAUUUUAAGUUCUAAUUAGAAUACUUCAAAACAUUGUUUAUGCAUUUGCCCACCUUCCCCCUUUCUUUUCCCUUUUCCCAUCUUUAUCCAAAGCUUAUCUUUUUAUAAUUUUUGUCUGUUUUGAAUAGUUUUAUUUCCCCCAUGCUUAUCAGCAUUUAAGAAGGUUGAAUUUGAUUCAUCUUAUGAUAAGUCCUGCAUUUUAAUUAUUUGUUGUUAAAGAAAGGUUUCUCAAAAUCAUGCGAUGUGAAUAGAAUAUCAGUCUCAGUAAGUUCCUGAUUGUGCAUCAAAAACGUUCAUUGCAGGUUGACAAGACAUCUGUAUGUACAUGGUGUUGCAACAUUUUAUACAAUUUGCAACUUUUUUUGUAACCUUUGUGAUUUUAAAUAAUCAUGGAACAAUCAUGUGUAUGUCUUAUUCAAUGCGGUGUUAUGUAUGGUCAAGUUUUGUUUUCUUAUUGUUGUUAUAAAUUAUACUGAUUUGAACUAGGUUUCUUCCACUCAUGUGAGUUACUGCAUUCUCCUCAUGAAAGUUGUAAAUUAUUUUUUGAUCGGUUGCCUGUUUGUUCUUUGUUUUCUGUAGACCAGCAGUAUUUAAUUAAGGUAUGUAAGUGCCAUUGCUCAAAACUUAGCUGGAACUUCAAUUUUGUAAUCUUUCUAAAGAAGAAAAAUACACAACAAUCAAUUGGUGCUCCUUGCAUCAGUGAAUGUAGAUCUUACUGAUAUUACUGUUAUUUUGAAUACUUGCCUUGUAAUGAAAUGGUUGUUGAAGCUAGAGCUUGCUCACUGCAAUACUUAUUCAUAUUUUUACAUCGCUUCAACGCCAAUUUGGAAUGGACUGAUGGGUUGGCUUAUUGAUAGUUGACAUACUGCAAUAGUAUAUACAUGUAACCCAUCACUCCAUUCAUGUACCUAGUGCUGAUUUCCCCUUUAUAAAAAUGAAUUACUUUUAUCAUUACAUGUAUUAAAGUUUCAUUACUGAAUUGGGAAAAAAAUACCACCAGGCAUGUAUAAUAUUUGUCAAUGUUAAUCGCCUGCUAAAUAAAAACAUGGUGCCUUCAAAGUCAGUCUGAUGUGUAUGAUAUAGAAAGUAAAUAUUCCUAAGUAUGGAAACAAUUUUGUGAAAUUUAUGUACAUUUAUCUUUCUGAAGCUUUUUUUACAAAAUGGAUGAUAACCAUUUUUAUUCUCAUGAAGUUCUGAGUCAGUUUUGUGAACAAUUUUUUGUGAAUGAGACUAGUUUUUGUAGGUUCAUAAAUAAAGCUUUCAUUAUUGCCUCUUUUUUAUAUACAUAGUAAGGAUGCUAUUGUACUGUAUAUGCACAUCAAUAAAGGCAAUACAGAACCAA
Frankliniella occidentalis (western flower thrips) is the source of this 7751-nucleotide messenger RNA. Its product is annotated as rho-associated protein kinase 2. Lineage: Eukaryota; Metazoa; Arthropoda; Insecta; Thysanoptera; Thripidae. The transcript has 26 exons. The record is from RefSeq and is a predicted model, not a curated record. Gene Ontology annotation, molecular function: Rho-dependent protein serine/threonine kinase activity; ATP binding; small GTPase binding. Gene Ontology annotation, biological process: regulation of cell junction assembly; embryonic morphogenesis; Rho protein signal transduction. Gene Ontology annotation, cellular component: cytoskeleton; cytoplasm. Bases 405 to 4511 code for a protein of 1368 amino acids.